Menidia menidia (Atlantic silverside) is the source of this 2832-nucleotide messenger RNA. The record is from the annotation of a GenBank genome assembly. Lineage: Eukaryota; Metazoa; Chordata; Actinopteri; Atheriniformes; Atherinopsidae.
AUGCUGAAAGCGGGCGCCACUAAGGUGGGGCUGCCCAAGCCAGGACACCAGGAGCGGGCGAGGCAGACCUCUGUGACUUCAUCGUCCUCUUCCUCCACAGCCAUGAAAACCUCCAGAUCCUCCAACAUGUUGCCGUCAGAGCAGCGCCUCAGCAGGCUUUGCUACACCGUGGACGUUUUUUUUUUUGUUGCAGGUGCACAAGCAACCAAGAAGUCUGGAAUCCCAGGACCCAGAGAAAUCCCCUCUGCCAUAACAAGAGAUCGCUCCUCUCUGAGGGAUCAGCUGAGGAGCUCCUCUGCAAAGAGAAUGGUUUCCAGUGCGAGCACCUCGAGCCUCUCCACCAUUGCAAAGCAGACACGUAGUUCAGCCAAGUCCCGUGCUGAGGCAGAGGGCCAGGAGAGGGGUCUUCUGGAGAAUCAGGUGAAAGAGCUGCUGGCUGAAGCCAAGGCCAAAGACUUGGAGAUCAGCAAUCUCAGGACGGAGUUGCAGCGCUUUAAGAAUAAACCCUCCACUCCCCCUUCUUUGCCAUCGUCCAGCACCGUUUCACAGCACGAGCCUGCAGCUGACUAUGAGGAGGGGCAGGUGGCUGAGGCCCUUGUCUUGGUUGGAGAGCUUAGAGAGAAGAAUGGGAAAUUUCAGCGAGAGUUGGCAGCCCUUAGGGAAGAAAACCAGGCACUGAAAGAAAAGCUGCUGUGCGUGGAGGCUUCUCCUGUAUCGAGCACAAACACAAGCCCACCUGAGAAGCCUUUGGUAAACGGCCUGCCCCCAGACUCCUUAAUUACCCAGCAGGACCCUCAACCCUCUGCUGCCAGCCCUCUCAAAACCCCUGUCUCCUCCAGCUCUGACAUUACCAAGGAGUCACCAUCACCUGACUCCUCAGAGUUUGAGAAAAUCCCAUCAUGCUCAGAGUCAAGGAGCAGCAGUAUAAGUGGAGAUGUUGUUGUAGCUGGGGCAGUAAACAAUGCAGGAGGUCAGAGUGUGUCAGUGCAGAGCCUCACAGAGCAGAUUCAUAAGAUGGAGGAGAGCCAUCACAGCACGGCCGAAGAACUGCAAGCAACUCUGCAGGAGCUGGCUGACCAGCAGCAAGUUGUUCAGGAGCUAACAGCCGAGAACGAGCGGCUGGCUCAAGAAAAGCGACUCCUGCAGACUUCACUCCAGCAGCAGAGGGAACGUCUGGAAGUGCUGGCGCAGAAAAAUGAAACAUUUGCCCUCAGACUUCAGGAACAAGCCCAGGCCCACACUCAUAGGGAGGAGGAGCUGAAAAGCCAAGGGCCUCGACUAACAGAGCUGGAGCAGAGGUAUGGCGAGCUGAUGGAGAGUUCUCGCUUUGAGCGUGAGAAACUGGUGGACAUCCAGCAGCAGCUGACGGGCAGCCUGCGGGCUUUGGAGGAGGAACACCAGGAAGCACAGAGCCAGGUGUGCUGCCUCAAAGAAGAGAUGGGAAAGCUGCAGGCCCAGCUGGACAGAGAGAUGGAAAGCAGAGAUCAGGUCUCACAAGCUGUCGAGGAACAGAAGGCAGCGGCAGACUUGCUCAGGCUGGAAAACAGCAGGCUGAAGGCACAGGUGGACAUUGAGAGGCAAAAGGUCGGCGAGCUGAAGGCCAUGCAAAGUGCCAGUGACAGCACUGAGUUACAGAAUUUGUUGAAGGCAGCGCACACUGAGAGGGACAAGCUGGAGGUGAAGCUGACAGAACUGAGGCAGGAGCUGCUCCAGGCCCAGGCUGAGACUGAACAUGUGCGAACCGCAAUGUCAAAGCUGGAGGUCAAAUGCCAGCAGGUUCAGGAACAGGCUGAGGAGAAGGAGCAGGAGCUCAAUAACCGAGUGGCAUCCCUUGAAGAAGCCGGGAUCCAGGCAGAGAACCAGGUGAAGGAACUCAAGGAAACCAUCUUCGAGCUGGAGGACCAGGUGGAGCAACAGAGGGCUGUGAAUUGUCAUACCAACCAAACUGUCCUGGAUAUGGAGAAUCUUGUCAAAAAGAUUGAGGAGCAAAAAGCUGAAACAGAGCGACAACUGAAGGUUUUGAACAGACAAAUAAAGGAGGAAAAGGAGGAGUGGCGUCGUUUUCAGGCUGACCUCCAGACGGCCGUGGUUGUUGCCAACGACAUCAAGGUGGAAGCUCAGCAGGAGCUGCGCACACUCAGGAGGCAGCUGCAGGAGGAGCAGGAUCGCAAUGCAAAGCUUUCAACAGACCUCGAGGCCCUGCAGGGAGUCAGGUCCCAAGGUGAUGAGGCGAGGGUGUCCGACUCCGAUAACAACAAUAACUGGUGCGGCAUCCCCAUGAUCCCGACGACACCUGCAGACAUCAGCGGAGAUGCCAACGCAGAACCCGGAGCUACUGUCAAAUCCCUCAUUAAGUCCUUUGAUACUGUUGGACAAAACGGACCAGGACACACAGUUCAAAUGCAUUCCUCACCGAGGAGCCCCCUGAGUGGGAUCCCUGUACGCACUGCACCAGCUGCCGCCGUCUCCCCUAUGCAGAGACAGUCACACAUAAAGCCACUUUCAAAGACACUGGAGAAACGGAUUAAUCAUGGAGAAUUCUCUCAUCCUCAUGAUAAGUUGUCCAGCUUCGGGGAGGACCUGAAACCUAACAGCCUCAUGAGGAAGAGCCCUUCUCUCGAGUCUGUAAUCAAAAGCCCCGCUUCCUUCGGUAGCCGAACAGCAUCCUUCAGCUACAAUAGAGGCAACAGUAAGCUCAGUGUGGAAAGAAAGGACCCCUUGGCCGCACUGGCGCGGGAGUAUGGAGGAUCUAAGAGAAAUGCUCUACUGAAGUGGUGCCAGAAGAAAACAGAAGGCUAUCCGGUAGGGAUCACAGGCCAGAGACUUCUCUGA